AUGAUGAAUGAUCAGAUUAACCUUAUGAAUGGUCCAGUUAACCUUAUGAAUGGUCAGGUUAACCUUAUGAAUGGCCAGAUUAACCUUAUGAAUGGUUUGGUUAACCUUAUGAAUGGCCAGAUUAACUUUAUGAAUGGCCAGAUUAACCUUAUGAAUGGUCAGGUUAACCUUAUGAAUGGCCAGGUUAACCUUAUGAAUGGCCAGAUUAACCUUAUGAAUGGUCAGGUUAACCUUAUGAAUGGCCAGAUUAACUUUAUGAAUGGCCAGAUUAACCUUAUGAAUGGUCAGGUUAACCUUAUGAAUGGCCAGGUUAACCUUAUGAAUGGCCAGAUUAACCUUAUGAAUGGUCAGGUUAACCUUAUGAAUGGCCAGGUUAACUUUAUGAAUGGCCAGAUUAACUUUAUGAAUGGUCAGGUUAACCUUAUGAAUGGUUUGGUUAACCUUAUGAAUGGUCAGGUUAACCUUAUGAAUGGUUUGGUUAACCUUAUGAACGGUCAGGUUAACCUUAUGAAUGGCCAGGUUAACCUUAUGAAUGGCCAGAUUAACCUUAUGAAUGGUCAGGUUAACCUGAUGAAUGGUUUGGUUAACCUUAUGAAUGGCCAGAUUAACUUUAUGAAUGGCCAGAUUAACCUUAUGAAUGGUCAGGUUAACCUUAUGAAUGGCCAGGUUAACCUUAUGAAUGGCCAGAUUAACCUUAUGAAUGGUCAGGUUAACCUUAUGAAUGGCCAGGUUAACCUUAUGAAUGGUCAGGUUAACCUUAUGAAUGGUCAGGAUAACCUUAUGAAUGGCCAGAUUAACCUUAUGAAUGGUCAGGUUAACCUUAUGAAUGGUUUGGUUAACCUUAUGAAUGGUCAGGUUAACCUUAUGAAUGGUUUGGUUAACCUUAUGAACGGUCAGGUUAACCUUAUGAAUGGCCAGGUUAACCUUAUGAAUGGCCAGAUUAACCUUAUGAAUGGUCCAGUUAACCUUAUGAAUGGUCAGGUUAACCUUAUGAAUGGUCAGGAUAACCUUAUGAAUGGCCAGAUUAACCUUAUGAAUGGCCAGAUUAACUUUAUGAAUGGCCAGAUUAACUUUAUGAAUGGCGAGGUUAACCUUAUGAAUGGUUUGGUUAACCUUAUGAAUGGUCAGGUUAACCUUAUGAAUGGUCAGGUUAAGCUAAUGAAUGGUCAGGUUAACCUUAUGAAUGGCUUCCAGGUUACAGUUUCAACAUUAAUCAAUUUUGUUGCAUUUUUGACACAUGCACUUAAUUCACAACAUUGUGAGUUAGUCAGCAGUCUGCACAAGAGUAGGCUGCCAUAA
Messenger RNA from Liolophura sinensis, 1299 nucleotides. RefSeq names its product protein dopey homolog PFC0245c-like. Bases 1 to 1299 code for a protein of 432 amino acids. NCBI's taxonomy places the organism in Eukaryota, Metazoa, Mollusca, Polyplacophora, Chitonida, Chitonidae. The transcript has a single exon. The record is from RefSeq and is a predicted model, not a curated record.